AUGACAGAAGUAAGGACGGAGUCUCAAUCUUUUAUUAAAAAUUAUAUCCGAUUGCACAAUGGCAUGAAAUUACCGUCUGUAGGAAUUGGGACGUACCAAGUAAGAAAUUAUGAUGACAUAUACACGCUUGUUGAAUCUUCACUAGCAAAUGGAUACAAACUUUUUGACACAGCAGCAGUUUACAGGAAUGAAGCAUAUUUAGGCCUAGCUUUAAAGGAAUUAUUACCUAAGUACAAUCUAGAUAGAGAAGAUAUUUUUGUAACAACAAAAUUGUCACCAUCCUGCCACGGACUACAUAUUGUAUCAAAAGCACUCGAGGAGUCUCUGAACAACUUAGCUAUGGAAUAUGUCGACAUGUACAUGAUUCAUUUUCCUGGAACUGCGGGAAUGCCAUGUGACAGUCCCAAUAAUAAGAACCUCCGUUACGAUACCUGGACAGCAAUGAACAAGUUGUGUGAUGAGGGGAAGACGAAAUGUAUAGGAGUUUGCAAUUUUACUAAGAAUCACAUUUCACAAUUACUCGAGAGCCACACAAGUGUACCAGUCGUAAAUCAAGUAGAGUUACACCCGUUUUAUAAACAGAAAGAGCUGCUCGAGUAUUGUAGAGAAAGGGAUAUUUGUGUUCAGGCUUACUGUUCAUUUGGUGGCGCAUCUAAAGGCUCUCUAGACUUGUUUGCUAAUACUGUAGUGAAAAACAUUGCCAGUAUACACAAAGUGACACCUGCACAAGUGCUUCUGGUCUGGGCUUUACAACAGGGUAUCGCUGUCAUCCCUAAGUCAACAAGUCCCAACCGAAUCUGUGAGAAUGCUCAUCUUAGUUUCCAACUAACUCCUGAAGAUAUGCAAGCGCUCAGCUCACUUAAUGUUUAUAAAAAAUAUGCAUGGGACCCAGCUGCAGUAUUAUAA
Leptosia nina is the source of this 906-nucleotide messenger RNA. The record is from the annotation of a GenBank genome assembly. Lineage: Eukaryota; Metazoa; Arthropoda; Insecta; Lepidoptera; Pieridae.